Molecule: messenger RNA, 3068 nt
Organism: Bemisia tabaci
Lineage: Eukaryota; Metazoa; Arthropoda; Insecta; Hemiptera; Aleyrodidae
Source: RefSeq, a predicted model, not a curated record
GUUGAUUAUAGCUGAGUGUAGUCUUUAAAAAGUGCAUGUUGAAGUAUCAUGAAAGACCAUUCUUUUGGAACAGCAGAACUUCCAAAGCACACAGCAAAUUUCUCUUCGAUCAUACCAACAUGAUUACAGGAUCCUGAAUUAGAUGUACCUGAGUUGUGAAGUAAGACCAAUAUCGCAUAGUAACAGAUGUUUCCAGCCUCAUGCUCAUUAUGGAUGUAAAAGUUAGCAUUAGGGCGUUCGUUUGCUCUUGUUUAGGAAAUACUGAAGCAGACAACUUGAUGUGUCAUAAAUUGGAAUUAUCAAUUUUGCUACAAUGAGCUUUCCUAUUGACGCUGAGAAUUUGAUUGAAGAGUUAGAGGAGGACGCAUGUGAAACAGAUGAGGCUCAAAAUUAUGGAGUCAUUGAAGAAAUCUCAACUGUGGAAACUCUUACUUUUGAGGACAAAGCAGCGCCUGCCUCCGAAUCUGAAUCCAACGCUAAACUUGAGACCAAAAUUGUAGAUAAACCAAUCACUCCUGAACUUAACUCCACCUCAGAAGAAGCGGUAGCUCCCAGCACCGAAGUAGAGGAGCAAAUAUCUAACAUCCCUGACCACAAAGAAGAAGAGGAGCAGAUACCAAAUCCUGGCGCAAACACCUCGACUGACAAUGAAGAAAAAUCAGAGUGUCAGGAGGACACUGAGAAGAUGGUGGACACAUCGGAAACUAUGUCUGCUCCUAGUUCACCACCUGUUCCAGAAAUUGUACCAAACUCCGAAACUCAUGUGAGCAACGUUACUAGAGAUGAUGAUUGUAGCAUAGUCUCAACAAGCUCCACAGUUCAAAAUCAAGAGUUAGAAGCCCUUCACACUGUAUUAAUCAAGGAGGAGGAAGAAGAAGAUGAUGCUUCACAUGUUGUGGAUUCAGCAAUGACCUUCAAUGUUUAUCCAGAAUUUGAAGAAAACUUGGACCCUAAAUUUAAGCCAACAAUUCGUCUGGAAAAAAUUGAAAUGCCUAGUGGCACAAUCAAGGUGGCAACUGAUGCUCAAGAAUCAGGUGAUGAAGAUUCAACCGCACCUCGACCUAAGCGGUCAUUAAAAACACCCUCCCGCCUAGCCAGUGGAGGUUUUAUAUUAGACCCUAAAGCACCAAAUGCAAAGACAUUACAAAAAACGCCAGCAGGUAAGGUGGUCAAAAACUUUAUACCCAUUCGUCCAAAACCCGCUAACCCUAAUGACAAGGGUACAACAGUAACCUUGAUCAAGUCAGGACAAACUCCAGUUGCCAAGAAAGGUGUGCCAAGUGAAACAGCGAAAGAAAUUGUUCGUAAACUGAAUGCUGAUUCAGUUCCCUCAAUUUUGAAAAGAAAAUUGCAAAAGCAAAGCGAUGAAGGUGACUCAACAUCAAGCAAUACAAGCAGCUCAACUCCUGCUAAGAAAGCAAAGGUUGUGCCCCCCAAAAAACCAACCAGGAAACAUCGGAAGGUCUUUGACUAUGAAUCCUACUUAAGAGAUCAUUUGGAGGCAGAGGUGAAAGACAAGAGACCAAAGAGCAACCGUUCAGAAACUCUUACGCGGUCUUCACUAGUUGGAAUCAACGUCGCCCCAUCAAAAAUUAAAGUUGUUCCCUUUAACCUUCAAGCAAAGUCCACACUUUUAAGGAAGAGCAAUGAAAAUGAUACAAACAAUGUUGUUCGACCUGGAGAAAGAACAUUGUAUGACUUGAUGCAGGAUGUGUCUCGCUUACUGCCAAGCUGGAAUUUGCAUGUCUUACCAGAUUCCAACUCUUUUUGCAUAGCACAAGUUUGCCGCGGAAGGUCUGGAAUCCCAACAUUGAAAACCAGCAUCGAAUUGGAUGAGGAAUUUAAUGCCAAAGUGUUCAUCCACCAGUUGCAUUGUAAACGCUAUGAUGGCAUAUAUGAUAGCGAAGAAAGUAUAUGUGCACUAAUUCAAGAGAUAGACACCCUAUCAAAGUGAAAGGUUAUUGUAAAAUGUUUUCAUAUUUACAUAAUUAUUUUUUCCCCCUCUGCUUCUUACCUUAUUUUUUCUUUAUCUAAAAGCUUUUUUGUGCCCACGAGAUAAAUUUUUUCAAUUCAAAUUUUUUUAACAUCCUGAUGGAGGGUACCAUAAUUUGUUUUCAAGUGAGAUCAGACAAAAAUACUGUACAGAAAUUUUAAAAUUUCUCACCGAUAGGUUAAAGUAUCUAAUUGUUCAUACAUUUUAAUUAAAAAGGUAAGGACAGUUAACGACCCAAAUUUUACAAACUGUUUAUUUUAAGAAUUUGAUUGUCUUUUGUAUCCUCAGAAUUCCAAGACAUUCUCAGCAUGGUGAUAGUUUGUAUUUACCAACACACCUUCAUGUUACCUACUACCUUCAGCUUUUUUCUACAUAAGUAGAGGUUAAAUUUAAUUCAAGUAUUAAUUACGAUAAGUAUCAAUAAUCAACAACAAUUUUUGUUUUCAGCCAAAAAAAAGUUGUAUAUUUUAAUAUAACAUCGACUAGUUCUCAAAAAGUAUGGAAAUAUGGUAUGUGUGUUAAUGAAAUCUUUUAAGAAAAUCAUUAAGAACGCUGAGUGUUUUCAUGAACAUUCUUCUUGUGUCAGUUAAAAAAUAUGUCUCUUUAGAAAGGUGUGCAAAAAUUGCUUUUCAUGUUCCUAACAAAAUAACUAACUUCUCUCUCUUUUUGAAAUCAAUAGUCUUAAUUUUUAGAUGUUUCAAAAAAAAUUGAACGGAUUUUGAUCAGUCAAUUCCAUUAAUUGGUUCUCCCACUAGAAUAAAAAAUAUUGACAAAAAUUUUAAAAUGUUGCAAUGUGUGGAAUUGGUAUCUUUUGUUUCUGUGACCUUUAGCCAAAGGUAACAUAUGAUUGAUGGUUUUUAUUUGUGAGUGUAAUUAUAGGUCCGUUUCAAUCUUAGAGUAGCGCAAACAAUUCGCUCUUUACCUUUUACUCUGCUUGCCAAAUUUGCGCAUUUCUAAGUCUCUUGCUUUAAAAAGUAUAAAUAAGAGAAGACCUGAUUUGAUAUCAAUGAAACACCUCGAUUUCAUGAUUCUGUGCUAAACUCAAAAAGACCCCUGUCAUGUACAGUUCCUCAAA